UUCAGGAGUGCGCUACGUGCAGGUGCACCCUGUGGACGAGCUGUCAGUCGAGGAGUUAAGGAAAAUCAAAUAACACGUGUGCUACUAACUACUGUAUACUAAAGUUCGAAUAAUAAACGAUUGCAACCGAGAUUGCAACAUUGGCGACGAGGCGGGCGCUCUAGAACCCAGGCCGGACGAAGGCAUCCGCCGCUCAAAGGCAUCCGCCGGUCGAAGGCAUCCGCCGAUCAAAGGCAUCCGCCGCUCAAAGGCAUCCGCCGCUCAAAGGCAUCCGCCGCUCGAAGGCAUCCGCCGAUCAAAGGCAUCCGCCGCUCGAAGGCAUCCGCCGAUCAAAGGCAUCCGCCGAUCAAAGGCAUCCGCCGCUCGAAGGGAUCCGCCGCGCAAAGGCAUCUGGCCGGUCGAAGGCAUUCGCUAGACGGAACAUCCACCGCACGGAGUAGGAAAGCUAGAAGCAGUACCAGCUGCGCCGGAAGAGGCAGGACGUACGAAGGUCGUCCACCACAAACAUGUUUUCUCGGAACUGAUUCGGCAAGACGAUUCAGGAAACCAGCAAGGAUGGAAAGGUUCGAAAUUCCCCCGUUCACAUUCAAGACGCUGCCGGCGAACGAAGUUCGUGACCAAUGGGUCCGCUGGAAGCGAAAUUUCCAGUAUGCAGUUUUUGCCAGUGGAGAAACGAACAAAACAAAACUGAAGUACAUUCUUCUGGCACGGGCCGGUCCUGACCUUCAGGAUGUUUUCCAAACAAUCCCCGGAGCCGACGUGGAAGCGGACGAUACGAAUGGAGUGGAUCCGUACAAAGUUGCCGUUGAAAAGCUCGACGCUUACUUUGCUCCAAAGCACCACGAAUCGAUGGAGCGGAAUAUCUUCUGGACGAUGAAACCAGACCAAGGAGAGUCCAUCGAAAAGUUCCUGUUCAGAGCUCAAGAGCAAGCCAACAAAUGCAACUUUGGCAAGACACAGCAAGAAUGCCGCGAAAUAUGCGUGAUUGACAAGAUCACAUUGUUUGCCCCGCCGGACUUGAAGGAGAAGAUACUUCAAACGGACAAGAACAGCCUGGAUGAUGUCCUCAAGAUUGUCUCAACGCACGAAUCCGUGAAGUAUCAGGCCAGCCAGAUGGUAGCAGCAGGACCGUCCGGUAGUCGUCAACCAUGCCUGGUCCCGGUGGAAGUGAACCGAAUGCACACACAUCCACCAAAGAACCACGCUGUUGAGUGUUCAAGGUGCGGCAAACGCGGGCACUUGGGAAAUGACCCAAGUUGUCCAGCGCUCAACAUCCAGUGUAACCGUUGCCAGAGAAUUGGACACUACGAGCAAAAAUGUCGAACAGUCAUGGCGAAGGGCGCAGUGAGCCGAGCUACGAACUCAACCCCAAAACCAAAGCGCAGUUUUCAACGAGUACGACCAGUAGAUGAUGAGAACAUCGUUGACGAGGGGGGAGACAAAAGUUUCAUAUUCUCCAUCGGAGAUGGUGACGAAUUUCUGUGGAUCAAGAUUGAGGCAUCAUGA
This is a messenger RNA of Culex quinquefasciatus (southern house mosquito), 1506 nucleotides long. RefSeq lists its product as uncharacterized. Bases 556 to 1506 code for a protein of 316 amino acids. The transcript is spliced from 3 exons. The record is from RefSeq and is a predicted model, not a curated record. NCBI's taxonomy places the organism in Eukaryota, Metazoa, Arthropoda, Insecta, Diptera, Culicidae. Gene Ontology annotation, molecular function: nucleic acid binding; zinc ion binding.